Molecule: messenger RNA, 1479 nt
Organism: Stylophora pistillata
Lineage: Eukaryota; Metazoa; Cnidaria; Anthozoa; Scleractinia; Pocilloporidae
Product: histamine H2 receptor
Biological process (GO): G protein-coupled receptor signaling pathway
Cellular component (GO): membrane
Molecular function (GO): G protein-coupled receptor activity
Source: RefSeq, a predicted model, not a curated record
AACACGAUUAAGAGAACAUAUCGACGAAGUACCUUUAUGGUAGGGAUAAGGAGGAUUACUGAUGAUCUGAGCACCUUUUUUUUUAAAGGAGAGAUUUUAUUAUUUUUCUCUUAACUUUCAGUAAUCUAUUUGUUGGAGCGAAUUGAACGGGUUACAAUUGAGAUCUGGAGCCGACAACUUGCAAACCGAAGCAUGACGAAAGUAUAAGGACUUUGCUAGCCAGGUCUAGAAGGUAAAGAAAGUGUUUAUCAAGUGGAAUAGCAAACAGGAUUCAGAGCAAGAAAAAAAAGCCAAACAAAUCUAGACAGAAUUCUGCCGAAGAAGGCACCUGUGCCGAGGCGAAGACAGCUUUUUAAGCGAAGAGAAGAAAGACGACGACAUGAAACACACCAAUGACAGCAACUCAACCGAGGACAAUGAGAAGGAAGUCAUAUUUAUGAGCGACCCAACAGUUGCGUUUGUCAUCUACGGACUGCUCUCGUUUUCCAUCAUCCUUGCAAACAGCCUAAUUCUGCUGCUCAUCUGGCGCAAACGACGACUCCGCACCACAUCCAACAUGAUUCUUACCAGUCUCGCAGUAAGCGACCUUCUGACAGGUUUGGUAGCGGUACCAAUGGUUAUUGUCUGCUCAGCCGUUAUGAGUUUCGAAGUGUGUCUCCCUAUGGAUAUCUCCAACCGCUUUCUGGCUUUCUCGUCCGUGGGCCACCUUACCUUCUUAUCUGUCGACCGUUACAUAAGAGUAACCAAGAUUCUGCAGUACCCGUCCAUCGUAACGGAAGAAAGACUCCGUUUUGUGCUGGCUUCUGUCUGGUUCUUCGCGCUGCUGGCCUCAAUGAUACAGCUUACCUGGAUUCUGCAGCCCACGAUACCUGAAGACACAGUGAAUCGUUUUGACCUCGGAUACGACUUCCUUCACAUGGCCGCCCUCGUCGUGGUGCCCUUGCUUGUGACGAGCGCCAUUUACACCAAGCUUUUCACUCACCUUCGAAGGCAAGGCAACGAGAUCCACAGCGAACUUACCAAACGCUCGGAAUCUCAGGUCAACAAAGGCAGACGACAAGUCAACGAGAAAAAAGUCGCAUUGAUCUUCAUCGCCAUGAUGACAGUGUUCAUAGUUGGAUUGUUUUUCUAUUUUCUCUGGGCACUAAUGGAAGACCUGCACGCCAUAGGGCAGGAUAGUUUGUCUCCAAAAGCAGCUAUCGCAAUAGUCUCAACUAUCAUUUUCUUUCGCUUCUUGACAGCGUUGUGCAAUCCGCUCCUCUGCACUUUCAUGAAGCAGGACUUCCGCGACGCUUUAAAAUCUUUGGUAACUGGACUGAGGACCUCGGAUACAGUAAGACUGACCAGCUACUCAUCAAGAGCUCGUGCAGCAAGUUCAGUUUAUAGUAGUAGAGAGUAAUUGGAUGAAAAGAUUUGUUGUGAUUUCGAGAAUCAAGUUUCGAGAUAGAAAAAUAUAUAGAAUAAAAAAUUAAACACUCA